AUGAAAUACAAGGUCGCAAAUUCAUUCAUGGUCUCUCAGGAGCUCCGUAAUGGUUAUAACACCAAGGGUUCCUACUACGCCCUGCUACCCGACGGUCGCUUACAGGUCGCCUAUGUUGUCAACAGCUUCUUCCACAAGGAAACCGCCGUCGCUCUCGGCCUUGUGGCCGUCACUUUGGCUUCUCCUUCACAGCCCUACUACAGAUAUGCUCUUCCAGCAACUUAUGGCGCUCCUGUUCAAUAUGGCUUCAACUACGCUGCAAAAGACGACUACACCAACAAUAACUUCGAUCAUCAAGAAACCCGUAACGGCUAUGACACUCAGGGUUCCUACUACGUUCUCCUUCCCGACGGCCAUCUGCAGAAGGUCGCCUACACUGUUAACGGCGACUCAGGCUACGUGGAUGAAGCCCAGUACCCUGAGUACCAUUCUGCUACUGCUUACAAGCCUGCCUAUAAGCCUGCCCCUACAUAUACCUAG
Penaeus chinensis is the source of this 480-nucleotide messenger RNA. Its product is annotated as cuticle protein 21-like. The record is from RefSeq and is a predicted model, not a curated record. NCBI's taxonomy places the organism in Eukaryota, Metazoa, Arthropoda, Malacostraca, Decapoda, Penaeidae. Bases 1 to 480 code for a protein of 159 amino acids. The transcript has 4 exons. Gene Ontology annotation, cellular component: extracellular matrix.